GUGCGGUGGGAGGGAGUGGGUGACACAGAUUUAACACCUCAAACGUGGUCAGUCGAUUCAACAGAUGCAAACAACGUUCACUUUACGAUACUCGAUAUGAUCAACACUAUACAGGCAUAUGUCAACUUAAAUGAUAAAAUGCGGAUGACAUUAGCUGUAAAAAACCGCGGACAUUAAAUCAUUCGGGAUCUAGCUAGCGAGUAGUAGCUGUGUUGUUAUCGUCUAGCUAGUUAGUUUACGUCGCAGUAGCGAGGAGUGGUUAGCUUGCCAGCUGGUGAUGGUGAAACAGGAGGAGCGGUGUCAAUGUAAUACAUUAAUCAUUAGCAAGCAAAUGUAGCUUGCUGGCUAGAUUAUCUCACUAGCUAGUCGUUCGCAAUCAACUGUUCUGUUGUUGUGAAUGAUACAUUACAACUGAGCUCUAGUCUAGUUAGCUAACGUUAGGUAGGUUUGCCAUUCAUUGUUAUUAUUAUCAUCCAACGUGUCAGUAAGUGCAUUUAGGUCGUUUUGAUCAGCUAGCACAGCUAUUGUUGACAAAUCGCAAGGAAAUGGUUUUGAGGAGCUGUUGUAAAUUUGGCCCCGUUUCAGUCUUGUUCCGGCUUGGUUAUGUGGCCCUGUUGUUGUUAUGUGUGACCCACUUGCGGUGCGCACGGGCAGAAAGUAAAACGGUGGUCCAAAAGGAUGCAGAGUUUGAUGUUACCUACAACGAUACAGUUACGAGUGACAACCAAACCAUCUACGCCUUCAAUCACACCGUUUCCCGAAACAAGACGGAGGGGGUCCGUGUGACUGUGGAUGUACUGUCGGAGGGGGCAGAGAGCAGUCCCAUCCUGUUUGUGGUCAGACAGAAGCAGGCCGUGCUGUCCUUCCAGGUCCCCCUCAUACUGCGUGGACUGUACCAGAGGAAGUACCCCUAUGCCCAUGUGGGCCGAACACUUUGCCAACCCCCCACCCGCACCCUCUCUGAGACCCAGUACUUCUUUGUGGACGUGUCCACCCUGUCCAGCUUGGGCACCCACUACCAGCUGAGGAUCAGCCGCGUGGACAGCUUCACCCUGCAUACAGACAAAAAGUUCAGCUUCACUGCCUCACCAUCCCAACCCCAGUACUUCAAAUAUGUGUUCCCUGACGGAGUGGACACGGCCAUCGUUAAGGUCAACUCUGAGAUGACCUUCCCGUGCUCUGUCAUGUCCAUUCAGGACAUCCAGUGCCCAGUGUAUGACUUGGAUAACAACGUGGCCUUCAUUGGAAUGUAUCAAACCAUGACCAAGACAGCUGCCAUCACUGUCCAGAGGAAGGACUUCCCCAGUAACAGCUUCUAUGUGGUGGUGGUGGUGAAGACAGAGGACGAGGCAUGUGGGGGUCCCCUGCGCUUCUACCCCCUCCGUCCAGAUGAACUCAUUGAUGCCGGCAACCGCAGUAAAACUCUGGACGUGGUCGUCUCGCCCGCCAUCAGCUCGGAUGUGUACGUGAUGGGCAUGCUGUUCUGCCUGGGCAUCUUCCUCUCCUUCUACCUGCUCACCUUCCUGGUGGCCUGUGUGGAGAACAAGAGGAUGCACAGGAGGAGGGAGGGGCUUCUGAACCCAGCGGACAUGUCGCCCGCUGAGACAGGAAAGCCAGGUGUGACUCCAGUCUCCCCCUAUGAAUAUGGCUCCUUUGCGGACAACGCCAGCACGUUGAGCUCAGAGGCCAUCACAGACAGCAUAGCAUCAGAUGCCAACUACGGAUACAUGGGACAGGAGACUUUGAAACGCAGACCAUUCCUAACUGCCAUCCACCACGUAGCCAUCUGCAUUGAGCGUUCGUUGGAGAGCGUUACGGGUCGUAGUCGACAGGAGUCUCUGAGCUCAAUAGAGGAGGAUGACUAUGACACGUUGGCCGACAUCGACUCGGACAAGAACAUCGUCCGCACCAAGAAGUACCUGUGUGUGUCGGACCUCGCUCGCAAGGACAAGAGGGUUCUGAGUAAAAAGUACCAGAUCUACUUCUGGAAUAUUGCCACCAUAGGUGUGUUCUAUGCCCUCCCUGUCAUCCAGCUGGUCAUCACUUAUCAAACGGUUGUCAACGUGACGGGAAAUCAGGACAUCUGCUACUACAACUUCCUGUGUGCACACCCCCUGGGGAAUUUGAGUGCCUUCAACAACAUACUGAGUAACCUUGGUUACGUGAUGCUGGGCCUCCUCUUCCUGCUCAUCGUGCUGCAGAGAGACAUCAUCCACAGCAGAGCGCUGGACCGCCACGACCUCAACGCACUGGAGUGUGGCAUCCCUAAGCACUUUGGGCUGUUUUACGCCAUGGGCACAGCUCUGAUGAUGGAGGGACUGCUGAGUGCCUGCUACCACGUUUGCCCCAACUACACCAACUUCCAGUUCGACACCUCCUUCAUGUAUAUGAUCGCUGGGCUGUGUGUGUUAAAGCUGUACCAGAAGAGACACCCAGAUAUCAAUGCCAGCGCUUACACUGCCUACGCCUGUCUGGCUGCUGUCAUCUUCUUCUCUGUGCUAGGAGUGGUGUUUGGGAAGGGCAACAUGGUGUUCUGGAUCAUCUUCUCUGUCCUCCACAUCCUGGCCACCAUGCUGCUCAGCACCCAGCUCUACUACAUGGGUCGCUGGAGACUGGAUUCUGGCAUCCUGCGCAGGAUUGUGUAUGUGAUCUACACUGACUGUAUCCGCCAGUGCAGUGGCCCCAUGUAUAUUGACCGAAUGGUUCUGCUUGUGAUGGGAAACAUAGUGAACUGGUCUCUGGCUGCCUAUGGGCUACUAAAGACACCCAAUGACUUUGCCUCUUACCUGCUGGCCAUCGCCAUCUGCAACCUGCUACUCUACUUUGCCUUCUACAUCAUCAUGAAGCUCCGCAGUGGUGAGAGGAUCCAGUGCAUGGCCAUGGUGUGUAUCCUCUUCACGGCCGUGGUGUGGGGCUUCGCUCUCUUCUUCUUCUUCCAGGGCCUCAGUACUUGGCAGAAAACCCCUGCCGAGUCCCGGGAACACAACCGUGAUUGCAUCGUGCUCUCCUUCUUCGACGACCACGACAUCUGGCACUUCCUGUCCUCCAUUGCCAUGUUUGGUUCCUUCCUGGUUCUCCUCACCAUGGACGAUGACUUGGACGAUGUCCAGAGAGACAAGAUUUUCGUCUUCUGAGAGCUACUCUCUGGCUCUGCCUUAACAUUUAUUGCUGGCCAGUAGUGACACAUUGGCAACUGAGACACCCAAUGGCAUGUCUCCCUGACUGCAGGCGGGCUGGGCAUCUCUCAGCCAAUCAAAGAGCUGGGGAAGGACGGUGCGCCCUCCCCGGAGUUGGAAUCUGUAUGGACACUUGGCGUGCCAAUCAAUGAGUCUGGUUCACCAGGACAUGCUGACAUUUCUCCUUACUGCCAUCCAAAACUACUGUAGUCGUUGUGUUUUCUUAUUGCUGAUAACCGUUUGAAUUUAAUUUAUAUUGCAUCAUUAUUCACCUGCAACUCCAUCAAUGCAUUUAAACGUGUAUAGUGUGUGUGCGCCUGUGUAUAUAUGAUUGAGCAUAAGUAUAUAUGUGUGUGUGUGUGUGUGUGAGAACACUCCAUGUCCAGUCUGUCUGUGGCCUUUAAUGUUCUGAUCAUGCGCGUGGUUUGUAUUUCUAUGGCUGUCUGACACUGGAUGGGUCUGUCCCAGAGAGAUCAACGAUUGUAUUUUAAUUACUAACUGCGGCAGGGUAGCCUCGUGGUUAGAGCGUUGGACUAGUAACCGGAAGGUUGCAAGUUCAAACCCCCAAGCUGACAAGGUACAAAUCUGUCGUUCUGCCCCUGAACAGGCAGUUAACCCACUGUUCCUAGGCCGUCAUUGAAAAUAAGAAUUUGUUCUUAACUGCCUAGUUAAAUAAAAGUAAAGUUUAAAAAAUAAACUAACUACGUCCUUAGCUGGUGAGAAAAAUAGAUUUUGCACUAUGUGACUACUGAAUAAAGUUUGUGUCCACGAUGAUAAAGGUGUAGUCUUCGCAUUAGUACAAUGUGUCUCUAGGUUUUGCAUUUUAAGUAACUGACAAACAGGAUGAAGAGGAAAUCCAGAUUUAAGGACCUGGGUUGUGUUCAUUAGGCACUGAAACGGAAGUUACUGACAAUCAUGGAGAGACUACCUGAACUUGUCCAAGAAAUUCUCAUUUAAGUUGCAACACUUUCUGUUGGGUGUCCCAAUGAAUACAACACUGGUGAUCACGUUUUAAUGUAGACAAAUUAAAUACUGAAACAUGAAAAAGAAUGAAAGUUUGGCAUUAUGAAUAUACACCACUUUACAUUUAUUAAAACAUUUCUUAUAAAAAAAUAUGGUAAAAAUGUCACGUCUAUGCACAGUAAAACACUGGAAGAGUCCCUCUUACCAGAAUUUCAUAAAGACUGCGAAUCCCUCACAAGUCA
This is a messenger RNA of Oncorhynchus keta (chum salmon), 4381 nucleotides long. Its product is annotated as SID1 transmembrane family member 2-like. The transcript is spliced from 26 exons. The record is from RefSeq and is a predicted model, not a curated record. Gene Ontology annotation, cellular component: membrane. NCBI's taxonomy places the organism in Eukaryota, Metazoa, Chordata, Actinopteri, Salmoniformes, Salmonidae. Bases 546 to 3134 code for a protein of 862 amino acids.